AUGAAGCAUCAUACAAAUUUAUUACAUUAUUUUGAAAAAUUUGCAAUUUAUUACAAUAGUAGACCAAAAAAUUUAAAGGAAAAUUCAUUUGUUAAACAAAAGAAAGAAAUGGUUCCAAUUGAAAUUAAAUAUCAAACAUUAAUUCCAUACUUUUAA
This is a messenger RNA of Dictyostelium discoideum AX4, 156 nucleotides long. RefSeq lists its product as hypothetical. The record is from RefSeq and is a predicted model, not a curated record. The coding region runs from base 1 to 156 and encodes 51 amino acids. The transcript has 2 exons. Lineage: Eukaryota; Evosea; Eumycetozoa; Dictyosteliales; Dictyosteliaceae.